Molecule: messenger RNA, 1932 nt
Organism: Torulaspora delbrueckii
Lineage: Eukaryota; Fungi; Ascomycota; Saccharomycetes; Saccharomycetales; Saccharomycetaceae
Gene: GUF1
Product: GTPase GUF1
Exons: 1
Coding region: 1-1932 (643 amino acids)
Biological process (GO): positive regulation of translation
Cellular component (GO): mitochondrion
Molecular function (GO): mitochondrial ribosome binding; GTPase activity; GTP binding
Source: RefSeq, a predicted model, not a curated record
AUGAUCCCAUUGAGAGGCUUACAACGAGUGUUGCACAGAUCAUGGAGACCCCUGAUACGAAGAAGUCAUCAGCAGGCGCCGUCAAAACUCGAACUACUGCAGAAACGGAUAGAUGAGAUCCCAAUUGAAAACUACAGGAAUUUCUCUAUAGUCGCGCAUGUUGAUCAUGGCAAGUCCACUUUGAGUGACAGAAUGCUGGAGAUUACGGGUGUCAUUAAACCAGGUGAGAAUAAGCAAGUUUUGGAUAAAUUGGAGGUCGAACGAGAGCGAGGAAUUACCAUCAAAGCUCAGACAUGCUCGAUGUUUUAUCAUGAUAAAAGGGAUAACAAGGAUUAUUUACUGCAUUUAGUGGACACGCCGGGUCAUGUGGAUUUCAGAGGUGAAGUCUCGAGGUCUUACGCCUCGUGUGGUGGUGCUCUUUUGCUGGUCGAUGCAUCCCAAGGUGUUCAAGCACAAACAGUGGCCAACUUCUAUUUGGCAUACAGUAUGAAUCUCAAACUAAUACCUGUGAUAAACAAAAUUGAUUUAGAUAUUGCAGAUAUACCACAGGCUGAAGAUCAGAUUGUCAACACAUUUGAACUACCACAGGAAGAUAUUAUCAAAGUAAGCGCCAAGACAGGGAUAAACAUUGCAGAGAAUCUACUACCAGCAAUUAUCGAUCGUAUUCCUCCUCCUACGGGCCUACUCAGAAAACCAUUCAGAGCGCUAUUAGUCGAUUCGUGGUAUGAUUCAUACAUGGGGGUCGUCCUCCUGGUGCAUAUUGUGGACGGUUCCAUCAAGAAAGGCGACAAGAUACUUAGUGCGCAAACUGAUAAGAAAUAUGAAGUAAAGGAAAUUGGUAUUAUGUAUCCUGAUAGAACACCAACUGGUACUCUGAGUAGGGGCCAAGUUGGUUACAUUGUUCCCGGUAUGAAGGCUUCUAAGGAUGCAAAGAUUGGUGACACGCUUAUGCACGUAGGUCGUGAAAGUGAAACUGAAGUCCUGCCCGGCUUCGAAGAAACCAAACCGAUGGUUUUCGUAGGAGCAUUUCCAGCAGAUGGAACUGAGUUCAAAGCUCUCGACGAUGAUAUUAGCAGGCUAGUUCUCAAUGACAGGUCAGUAUCAUUACAGCGUGAAACUUCGAAUGCCCUGGGGCAAGGCUGGAGGCUCGGAUUCCUAGGUUCUCUGCACGCUUCAGUAUUCCGUGAACGAUUAGAGAAGGAAUACGGAUCUAAGCUGAUUAUUACCCAACCAACUGUGCCCUACCAGGUGAAGUUUAUCGACGGAACUCAAAAGAUCGUCACAAACCCCGACGACUUUCCUGAUCUUUCCCUUCGUAAAUCAAAAAUUGAAGCUUUUGAAGAGCCCUACGUCGAAGCUAUCAUGACUUUACCGCAGGAACACCUUGGUAAUGUCAUCAAGUUAUGUGAUAAUAACCGUGGACAGCAAAUCGAAAUUACCUAUUUGAACAUGACUGGCCAAGUGAUGCUCAAAUAUCAUUUACCACUGGCACACUUGGUUGAUGAUUUUUUUGGCAGGCUCAAAUCAGUCUCCAGAGGCUAUGCAUCACUUGAUUACGAGGACAUUGGUUAUAAACCAUCCGAUGUUAUCAAGCUAGAACUUUUAGUUAAUGGUAAGAGUGUUGAUGCUUUAGCACAAGUCUUGCAUAGAUCUCAAGUUGACCGGGUCGGCAGAGAAUGGGUCAAAAAAUUCAAAGAGUUCAUUAAAGCACAGUUGUACGAAGUCGUCAUCCAAGCAAGGGCGAAUAACAAAAUUAUAGCCCGUGAGACAAUCAAAGCAAGAAGGAAGGAUGUCUUGGCAAAGCUACAUGCUUCUGACGUCUCUCGAAGAAAGAAACUGUUAGUGAGACAGAAGGAAGGGAAAAAGCAAAUGAGAAGUAUUGGUAAUGUCCAGGUAAGUCAGGAAGCUUACCAAGCAUUUUUACGUAGGUGA